This is a messenger RNA of Rotaria sp. Silwood2, 1629 nucleotides long. The record is from the annotation of a GenBank genome assembly. NCBI's taxonomy places the organism in Eukaryota, Metazoa, Rotifera, Eurotatoria, Philodinida, Philodinidae.
AUGGUUAUCAUCGAUCAAAAAAUUGCCUUCGUCGGUGGAAUUGAUUUAUGUUAUGGCCGUUGGGAUGAUGAAUAUAUGCGUCUUGUUGAUUUGGGAGAUGAAAAUGAUAGAACAUUGAAACCAUCAUGUCAAAUAAAUGAAGAAAACGUAGCGAUCGGCAACACAAAGAUAGUAGAAGCAGCAAAAACAAUCACGACACAAAUGACUGAACAACCCAGUACAAUACUUAUUAACAACUUGAAAAAAAAUAAUGAAGCUUCGGAUGAUGAAGAGACUCUCGAAGAACAACAAUCAAUUAUUACUUCAACAUCUGAAGUUGAUAGAAAACAUCGAUAUUUUAUUGGAAAAGAUUAUUCAAAUUCAUAUCAAAAAGAUUUCGAAGAACUUGAAAACCACAGUAAAGAUUAUAUUGAUCGAAAAUCAGUACCUCGUAUGCCAUGGCAUGAUGAAGCACUGGUUGUAUUUGGUCAAGCAGCUCGUGAUGUUGCAAGACAUUUCAUUCAACGAUGGAAUACUCAUAAAUAUGAAAAAAAACCAAAAGAUGAUUCAUAUCCAUUUCUAUUACCCAAAGCUUAUGAUGAUGAACAAGAUUUAACUAUUGAAAACUGGAGAAAUUUUCUUGAAAGUAGACCGUUUCAUGUUAAUGCUCAAUGUGUUCGUUCUGUUGGACCAUGGUCAAUAAGAACGAGAACAACUGAAUCUUCUAUUCAAAAUGCAUAUAUACAAAUGAUUGAUGCUGCUAAAUAUUUUAUAUAUAUUGAAAAUCAAUUCUUUAUUACUAUAGCUAACAAUCGAGUAGUUCAAAAUCAAUUAGCUGAUGUUCUUUUUCGACGUAUACAACGAGCACAUACACUACAUGAAAAAUUUCGUGUUUAUGUCGUUCUACCUCUUUUUCCUGGUUUUGAUAGUGUCGAUGCUUUAAAAGCUGUGCUUUUUUAUAUUAUGUGUUCGAUAACAAAAGGUGAUAAAUCAUUGUUUAGUCGAUUAGAAAAAGCAGGUAUUUCACCAAGGGAUUAUAUUAAUUUUUUUGGUAUGCGUAAUCAUGAUGUUCUUAUGGGUCGUUUAGUAACUGAAAUAAUAUAUGUUCAUUCAAAAUUAAUGAUCAUUGACGAUCGUAUGGCUAUAUGUGGUAGUGCCAAUAUCAAUGAUCGUUCAUUACUUGGUGAACGUGAUAGUGAAUUUUGUAUUGUAAUCAAUGAUCUUGAAGAAGAAGAGAGUCGAUUUAAUGGACAACCAGUUCGUGUAGGAAAAUUUUGCUCUAGUUGGCGCAGAAGAAUUUUUAAAAUGUUGUUAGGUAUUCAAUUCGAGAAUCCAAAUAACGUUGAUGUAACUGAUCCAGUUUCAGAUGAAUUUUAUUCUUAUUUUCGUGAUGUAGCGAAGCAAAAUACGCUCAUUUACGAAAAAGUUUUUGCUACAAUACCAACUGAUCAUAUCAGAAGAUUUGCUCAAAUUCCUGCAUAUAAUAAAAUGGCAACGAUGAAAGAUACUGAUCCAAUACGAGCACAACAAGAAUUGAUAAGUAUUCAAGGUUUUGUUGUGGAAUAUCCACUUUACUUUCUUGAUGAAGAAGACUAUUUGCCUAAUAAGAUAUCUCUCUUAGGCUUUGCUCCAUUGGUUACUUGGACAUAA